Colletes gigas is the source of this 1588-nucleotide messenger RNA. It is a transcript of the gene Hsdl2, whose product is annotated as hydroxysteroid dehydrogenase-like protein 2. The record is from RefSeq and is a predicted model, not a curated record. The transcript is spliced from 8 exons. NCBI's taxonomy places the organism in Eukaryota, Metazoa, Arthropoda, Insecta, Hymenoptera, Colletidae. The coding region runs from base 221 to 1483 and encodes 420 amino acids. Gene Ontology annotation, cellular component: mitochondrion.
AUUGUUGAAGAUGGAAUUCUAAUCUUGAAAACACAAUUAAAAGAAUUUAAAAAUUGGACAUUGCACCGUUAUCGAUAGUAAUCCAGUUCAAGUAUAAUUUACUCCUUUAUGUUGUUAAACAUAUUUUUAUUUCAUUACCGUGAGUGUAACCGAAUAAAGCGGUUCGACGAUUAAAUAAAUACAUCGAUUAUUUCUGACAGUUCGUCGAUCUAUUUACAAUAUGAUCAAUACGGGGAAACUUGCUGGUCGUACAAUUUUUAUCACUGGAGCAUCAAGAGGCAUUGGGAAAAGUAUUGCUGUGAAAGCUGCAAGAGAUGGAGCUAAUAUUAUUGUUGCAGCUAAGACUGCAGAACCGCAUCCAAAGUUACCAGGAACAAUAUACACUGCAGCUACAGAAAUUGAGCAAGCAGGUGGAAAAGCAUUGCCAUGUGUUGUGGAUGUAAGGGAUGAAGCGCAAGUAGUUUCUGCAGUAGAGAAUGCUGUUAAUAAAUUCGGCGGUAUCGACAUUGUUAUUAAUAAUGCAAGCGCGAUAUCUUUAACAGGCACAACAUCCACGGAUAUGAAAAGAUAUGACCUUAUGAAUAGUAUUAAUACUAGAGGAACAUUUCUUGUGUCUAAAGUUUGUUUACCUUAUUUAAAGAGAAGUCCAAAUCCUCAUAUAGUAAAUAUAAGCCCGCCAUUGAGUAUGAAACCAAUAUGGUUUAAAAAUCACGUUGCGUAUACUAUAUCUAAAUAUGGUAUGUCAAUGUGUGCUCUUGGCAUGGCAGAGGAAUUUAAAGAUGUUGGUAUUGCUGUCAAUGCUGUUUGGCCAAAAACUGCUAUCCAUACUGCUGCAGUUGAAAUGUUAUCUGGCCCAAGUUCAAGCGAUUAUAGUCGUAAACCUGAAAUAAUGGGAGAUGCUGUUUACGCUUUAAUUUGCAGAGAUAGUAAAUCCGUCACUGGACAAUUUUUAGUCGACGAAGAUAUUUUAAAAAGCGAAGGAAUUACGGACUUUACCAAUUAUGCAUGUAAUCCAGCAAACAAAGACAAGUUGAUGCUUGAUUUCUUCUUAGAAGAGAAUUUGGAAGGGCUGAAUUUACAAGAACAGUUAAUUAAUAUUACCGCGCAAAAGAAAGCUGAAAGCACACAAGAUACCAGUAAAUCAAAUUUACAAAUCGAACAAAUAUUUACUGCCAUUGAAGCUAAUUUAAGCGGCGAACUUGUUAACAAAACAGGAGCUAUAUUUCAAUUUAAUGUUAACGGUGAUCAAACUGAUACUUGGUAUUUGGAUCUUAAAAAUGGUAAAGGUUCGACGGGUAAAGGAGAACCAAGUCAGCCACCAGAUGCUACAUUAACGAUGGAUUCUAAAAAUUUUUUUGCGAUGUUUUCGGGAAAAUUGAAACCGGCAUCAGCAUUCAUGAUGGGUAAGUUAAGAGUCCAAGGUAAUCUUCAGAAAGCAAUGAAGUUAGAAAAAUUAAUGCAAAGUUUGAAAUCUAAAUUAUAAAAAUGAAAUAUACGUCAGUAUAUUUCAUUUUUUUAAAGCGACACACGCAUUAAUUGAUUAAUUACAAAUACCGCGAAAUGUUUAAAUUUUGAAAGUUUUAUGUUA